CACGCACGCAAUGGAAAACGAAUCCGUGAAGUCGGAACAUAGUGGACGCUCCAGACGCUCGCGGAACCAUAAUAACAACGGCGGGGGAGGUGGUGGUGGCGGCGGAGGCAGCGUGAACAACGGCUACCACAGGGAGCGGGAGCGGGAUAGGUCACGCCAUUCCCACCGGAGCACGCACUCUUCCAAGUCGGGAAAAUCGGGAUUCCAACGCGGGGAUAUGGCUCCCUACCAGACCAGUGUCAAUAUGACAGGUGAUGAGAGUCGCGACGGCCAGGAGGUCAUUGAGGUGCAGAUCCUUCCGCAGGACGAGAAUUGGGGCGAGAAUACCACCGCUGUGACAGGCAACACCUCGGAGCAGAGCAUUUCCAUGGAGGACAUCAACAACAUGUGGCACCGCGAGAACGAGAAAGGAUUCGGUUUCGCGUGUCGUCGCUACAUGGAGUCUGGCUUCUGCUUCCUGCUUGGAUGCGCUGCGUUCUUCUCCCCGGUGGCCAUGGUGGUAAUGCCGCACGCAGGAUUCUUUCCUUCCGCCUUUGAUGAUCCGGAACUUACGCAGACGGUGCGCACCAAGCUGCUGGCCUGCAGUGAACAGUGCAAGGGCCAGCUGGUGUCCCUGGCCGCCCGACUGUUGCUCCUGGCGAUCGGUCUGUGGGCGGUGUUCAUGCGCCGCACUUCGGCCAGUAUGCCGAGAAUAUUCCUGUACCGUGCGCUGGUCCUACUUUUGGUCACAAUUUGCACCUUUGCCUACUGGCUGUUCUACAUCGUGCAGGUCACGAACGGUGCCCGGAUCGUCGUAGAGACCGGCGGCUAUGCCGUCGAUUACAAGUCGCUGGUGAGUUAUGCGACCAACUUCGUAGACACAUUGCUGUUCGUUCACUACGUGGCCGUGGUUCUGUUGGAGCUGCGCCACCAACAGCCGACCUACUACGUCAAAAUCAUCCGCUCCCCGGACGGAGUGUCGCGAUCCUAUAUGCUCGGCCAGUUGAGCAUCCAGCGGGCGGCGGUGUGGGUGCUGCAGCACUACUACGUCGACUUCCCCAUCUUUAAUCCGUAUCUGGAGCGCAUACCCAUCUCGGUGUCAAAGUCGCAGCGCAACAAGAUAUCGAACAGCUUCAAGUACUAUGAGGUGGACGGGGUGAGCAACUCGCAGCAGCAGAGCCAGAGCCGGGCCGUCUUGGCGGCCAAUGCCCGCCGUCGCGACUCCUCGCAUAACGAGCGCUUCUACGAGGAGCACGAGUACGAGCGCCGGGUUAAGAAACGCCGCGCACGCCUCAUCACUGCCGCCGAGGAAGCCUUCACCCACAUCAAGCGCAUCCACAACGAACCCGCUCCGGCACUGCCCUUGGAUCCACAGGAAGCCGCAGCCGCUGUAUUUCCCUCGAUGGCAAGGGCUCUGCAGAAGUAUCUGCGGGUGACGCGACAGCAGCCCCGGCACACCUUCGAGAGCAUCCUGAAGCACUUGGCCCAUUGCCUGAAACACGAUCUGUCGCCGCGGGCCUUCUUGGAGCCGUAUCUGACCGAAUCCCCAGUCAUGCAGAGCGAGAAGGAGCGUCGCUGGGUGCAGUCUUGGUCGCUGAUCUGCGACGAGAUCGUGUCCCGUCCGAUCAGUAACGAGUGCACUUUCCAGCUCAUCCAGAACGACGUCUCCCUCAUGGUCACCGUGCACAAGCUGCCGCACUUCAAUCUCGCCGAGGAGGUGGUGGAUCCCAAGAGCAACAAAUUUGUACUUAAACUGAACUCGGAGACCUCCGUAUGACACCACCACAACGGUCCGCCCCCCAUUAUCACGCCCACUCACAGCAACCAGACGCAGUCCUCGUACCUCCAUGUGUUUGUCUGAGACUCCUUGCUCAUAUCCUUUGUCCUUUUUCUAUUAUUUUUAUCACAAAACCUUGAAACAAUCAUUCUUCUGUGUAGAGAAACUCAGUAUUUCAAUGUCAAUUUGAAACUCUUUGAAAGAUUUUAAUAUUCUUUCACACAACACCCCCAUAUAUCAUCUAAAAAAUACUCAAAAUUCCAGUGUAUCAGAAUUCCUAAACCGACUCGAACACAUAUCACAUGUAUUGUCCCCUUUUACAAGAAAACAUGACUUGAAAGUUCCCAAAGUAUUAAUUAUAAGAAUGAAGGUUCGGUUCGGAUACAGAACCACCGCGAUCACGAAAAUAUCAACUCUUCAAUGCCGCUCUUUUAUACACUUUUUAUUUUAGGAAAUAUUUAGUGUAAAGUUGUGCUUACUCGUGGCGAUGGAUUGUCGCAGAAGCCUGUAAGCCAACGGAUAGCUUUAAGGAUGGAAUUUUAGCUAAGAUUCGGACUUGCGCCAAGAGUGGAGCGCCCACUGUUGGCGCGACUCUUUAGAAUUAAACCGACGCACAUUUUAAGCCGAAACCUAAAGGUCCUAAAUCAAAACAGUCUAAUCUGCCAAGCCGGAUUAGAACAAAACUAGAACUCGAAUGAAACCGUUGACAAAUACAUAUACUUUAAGGAAAGAGACUGCCUGAACAUAUGCAUUUUAUACAAAAAAAAAAACAAAAUAUAAAAAUUGCCAAGAGCCGGCCCACCUGGGCAUAGCAACACAUUUUAUACAAAAGCAAGUGUAUUUUUAGAAGCAAAAUUUUAGCGAUAAGGACCCGAAUUCGUAUUCGAACAUAUAUACACAUUCAUAAACGUUCCAGUGAACCCAAUCUUAACGAUAUAACUAUAAACUUGCCUAUUUACAAAACUAAUUAAAUACCUUCUGCUUGAGGUUUGAGUUUAUUUUCGUUUUCUAGCUAAUGCUUCUCGCCGAAGUACUCCUUUUCAACUUAAAGCAAUUGGGAAGCCAAACCUUAAACAUAAAGCGAAUAUUAUCUAUCCAACUGUAACUGUUGUAACUAUAAUUAGUCCUAAAUCAUAAUAAAUUGAACCCCAUUUUUAACAGCUUUAA
Drosophila ananassae is the source of this 2923-nucleotide messenger RNA. It is a transcript of the gene Vang, whose product is annotated as vang-like protein 1. Gene Ontology annotation, biological process: multicellular organism development; Wnt signaling pathway, planar cell polarity pathway; establishment of planar polarity. The record is from RefSeq and is a predicted model, not a curated record. The coding region runs from base 11 to 1756 and encodes 581 amino acids. NCBI's taxonomy places the organism in Eukaryota, Metazoa, Arthropoda, Insecta, Diptera, Drosophilidae. Gene Ontology annotation, cellular component: plasma membrane. The transcript is spliced from 2 exons.